ACAUUUUGGCCAGUCCGGUCUCCUCAGAGAUGACACGUGAGGCCUUGCGGGAAGCAAAGCCCUGACUAGAGUACAGCAGAGUAGUUUGCUGUGAGGGAAGAGAAAGUGCUUUCAGACAGGGAUUCCAUUUAUUAAUCAUUCGUGUAAAAUGACGUAUUUGUGAGGCCAUGGAAUUUUCUACACGUAGGAGACUUGAAACACCCGCACAACAACACUCAUGAGCGAAAUCUCGUCAGAACUCAGCGUAGGAAAACCUUCCAACCCGCUGUCACUUGACAAAAUCUGGCGCCAACAGCGCCACGUGACCAGCUCUCCUUUCUCCGGCGAGAGGGCCUCGUUGACAGAUCGAUCAGCGGCGGCGCGCUCACGCUGUCGUCUCCAUGGAAACCCAUCCACAUGCGCCUUUCCCGCUUCACAUGGGCUUCUCCUUUCACCCCCUUCAACAUUUGCUAUUAUUACCACUGCGAGCGUCGCGGACCCCUCCCUCCCGGCGGCGAACGAGUUAACAGUCACAUGGUUAGAAAUGGCUCCUGCAGCAAAUUAUAUCCUCUGCGUCAUAGCUACAGCUCCGCCCCCAGUCUCGCUCCUCUUCCGCACAAAGGGAAGCCACACAAACCGGGAUUCUCAUUGUGGAGUUUUUUGUUUUUUUGUUGGACUAUACGCUGUAAAGCUGUAUUUGCUUUGAGGAAAAAAAGGGAAUCGCGUUGGGGCGGGGCUAUUGUCUGAGUGGGCGUGGAGGUGCGCGCGUGUCUCAAGCAGAGAGCUGGAGGCGGUUCCAUUUGGCGCCGCGUUCCCAUGGCAACUUGGCGGAGGGGGCGGAACUGGUGGCGUUGCUCGUACGCGGAUGGAGGGAGCUGCAACAGCUGCUGAUCUCUGACAUCUUCUUGCCCGUUGUUACAGCCGCCGCUGCCAUAUUGUACCGGGACGCGGUUCAUGCCGGCGGCAGCUUUUCUGUGGUGCAGCCCCAAGUCCUAAGUGCAACGGCCUGAUCACGCAAGAGCAUUAAUGCUUCAGUUGUCUUGGAUACAGACAUCAGCACUGCAUUGUAAUCAAAUCCAGCCUUGUGCCGUGUGUUUUGGGAUUCAAAUCUGAGCACCAAUCCCGGCAGCUGCUCACUGGAGAUGGACAAUGGCUCCGCCAAAGACAAAGGAAGAGACAGUUCUGCGUGCGACAAAGGGAGAUGAAUUAUCUGUUUCCUCUUCACUAACUGCCAGUGCAUCUGUCUUUCAGAGUAAAACUGCCAUUUGCGAGUAUUAGAAUUAUAUGGGUCCAGUAACUGGAAUGACUCCAGACAAGAAUAUAGAAAGCCCAACAGCGGAGAAAGUCCCGGGAUUAAGUCAAACAGAGAACAUGGGCAGCUUGCCGGAGGAGGUGGGCGCAGCCAGGCCCAAGGCCUCCAUGGUGGAUAAUGGUGCUACGGAUGAAGAGUUGACCAACUUGAACUGGCUGCACGAGAGCACAAACUUGCUGAAUAACUUCAGUCUGGGGAGUGAGGGGGUCUCGGCGGGGAGCCCACUGUAUGACAUUGAAGGUGAUCUUUCCCCAUCGGGCUGCCAGACUCCAGAAAAACUGUCUGCCUCUUCCAAGCCUCCGUACUCAUUCAGCCUCCUCAUUUACAUGGCCAUCGAGCACUCCCCUAACAAAUGCCUGCCCGUUAAAGACAUAUACAGCUGGAUACUGGACAGAUUCCCCUAUUUCUCCACUGCGCCCACUGGAUGGAAGAAUUCCGUCAGGCACAACCUCUCUCUCAAUAAAUAUUUUCAGAAGGUUGAGAGAAGUCACGGAAAGGUGAAUGGAAAAGGUUCCCUGUGGUGUGUUGAUCCAGAGUAUAAACCAAGUCUUAUUCAAGCGUUGAAGAAACAGCCAUUUUCUUCAGCACUUGCCUUAUACACCCCUCCCACUUCCCCGACAAGUGUAUCAUCCCGCCCGUAUGUUUUAACUUCUGCAUCGAGACGGAAGCAGAUCCAUUAUGUAAAAGACUCUGACAUUGAUGCUGCUACAGCAAUGAUGUUAUUGAACAGCUCUAUCAAGGAAGAAGCUUUAGAUCGCCAGAAACCUCAGCCUCUGAAGGUGGUGUUACCCAAGAAACGCAGCUAUGCCAGUGCUUUCAAGCAUUGCCCUCCUCUCAGCCUACAGGAAAAUGAUGGUGAAGUGAUUAACAUUGACCCCAAGGAGGAUCACAACUACAGCGCCAGCGGCGGCGACUCUCAGCGAUGUGAAUCCCGCUCCAGCGUGUCUUCCUUGUCAUCCGUUGAAGAAGUGUACGAGUUCAUCCCGAAGAACAGCCGGACGGGAAGUGACGGCAGCGAGGGCUUUCACAGCGAGGACGAUACGGAUAUUGACUAUGAAGAGGACACGCUCGGGGAUAAUGGCUACGUACCCCAGCCCUCCGGCAAUGAUUUGCAUGGCAGCAAGCUGCGCAAAGAAGCAAGCCAAGAUAUCGAUGAGGAGCUGAAAGAAGCCGCUGGCUCCCUGCUCCAUCUGGCCGGAAUACGCACCUGUCUAGAUUCCCUUUUAAAAACUGCAAAGGCACAAUCUCACAAGCACAGAAAAUAGUGCAAUGGCCAGCAUUUUUGUUUUCUUCUCCUAUCCAUCCCCUCCUUUUCCAGAAGCGUGGCAAUACUCUACAACUGUUUAUCCCCACUUAGGAGAUCAGAGCCAUAAAGGACUAAAGGCUUGUUACUUUCUGCUCGCUUGCUCUGCUUUUAUUUUUCUAUUCUAAGAUCGCUGCCUUAGAAUAAUCCAGUUUUCAGUACAGCCCCAAUGCAUGACAGGAUAAUGCCCCAACUUAAGCUACUAAGGAUCUUCAAACGUGAUAAGGGAAGACCCAACGUUUGCUGACAUCUGCUUCCCUCUAUUAUUAUUGGAUACUGCCGUGAUGCAACAUGGACUGUUGUGUUUGUGUGUAUAUCGGGGUGCCACUGUCCAGUGGAAUGAGAAAAUAGCAGUAUUACCCAUACAUUUGCCAACUGUUUCUUGACAAAUUAAGUGAGAAAAAUUGCAAACUGCACCUGAAAAUUUCAUGAAACGUCGCCCUUCAUGUGUAGAAUUGAAAGGAUGGUCGUUCAGACUGCCAUGUAAUGUCUCCAGUUGAUUCCACUUAGAAUAAUGGACAUUCAGGGUUUCCUAUUGCCAGAGUUCCCCUGCUACAGAAUAAGGGGAAAUAUUGGUCAGAUGUUGCCUUCCAUUGGGGUCGAGGCUUGUCUUUCCUUUGACCCCUAUUUCUAAUCCUCAAUCAGCCAGAGAUUCGGAUUCUGUGAUUUCAUUUUGGGUUACGUUCGCUCAUGUGAUUAUGUUGAAUGUCUUGCGUUUUUGCCUCAACGUGAGGCAUGUUUUCCUGCGCUGCCUCCGGUUUGGUGUCAUUGCCGUGAAUUCCGGUAAUGUAUCACAAGAACAAAUGUGUGUCUGUGUCAUAUUCAUCUUGAUAUUGUUUGUGGAUUUUUUAAAGCACCGUUAUUUUCCUUAUCACUGCCAGAGAUUUACAUUUGCCUGGAAAUAAUCCCCCCAUGUUUUUAGACAAUAUUGUUAGACAAAUCUACACAUCAGAUCCACUGCGACCACAACAGCGCUUUCCUGUACCUGCUGUGAAUGUGUAGCUGCACGAGAACCAGUUUCCUUAUGUCGUAUAGUGUGUAUGAUUU
Messenger RNA from Xenopus laevis (African clawed frog), 3641 nucleotides. It is a transcript of the gene foxn2.S, whose product is annotated as forkhead box N2 S homeolog. Lineage: Eukaryota; Metazoa; Chordata; Amphibia; Anura; Pipidae. Gene Ontology annotation, biological process: regulation of DNA-templated transcription. Gene Ontology annotation, molecular function: DNA-binding transcription factor activity; sequence-specific DNA binding; cis-regulatory region sequence-specific DNA binding. The coding region runs from base 1264 to 2556 and encodes 430 amino acids. The record is from RefSeq and is a predicted model, not a curated record. Gene Ontology annotation, cellular component: nucleus. The transcript has 7 exons.